AUGCCUUCUGAGACACCCCAAGCAGAAGAGAGGUCUGCAGGCUGCCCCCACCACCUCUCAGGGGCAGCCCUGGGGAAAGGGAGCCUGGAGAAGGAGCCUCCGGGAGACACGGAGGACAAGGAGGUCCUGUGGAUCCGUCCCGAUGCCCCGAGCAGGUGCUCCUGGCAGCCGGGCAGGCCCGUCACCAACUCUCCACAUCACCACACUGCUCUGGCAAAAUCUCCCAAGAUCUUGCCAGACAUCCUGAAGAAAAUUGGGGACACCCCGAUGGUGAGGAUCAACAAGAUAGGAAGGAGCUUCGGCCUGAAGUGUGAGCUCUUGGCCAAGUGUGAGUUCUUCAACGCGGGCGGGAGCGUGAAGGACCGCAUCAGCCUGCGAAUGAUUGAGGACGCCGAGCGCGAGGGGACCCUGAAGCCUGGGGACACCAUCAUCGAGCCGACGUCGGGGAACACAGGGAUCGGGCUGGCCCUGGCCGCCGCGGUGAAGGGCUACCGUUGCAUCAUCGUGAUGCCAGAGAAGAUGAGCACUGAGAAGGUGGACGUCCUGCGUGCCCUGGGGGCCGAGAUCGUAAGGACGCCCACCAACGCCAGAUUCGACUCCCCUGAGUCACAUGUGGGCGUGGCCUGGAGGCUGAGGAACGAGAUUCCCAAUUCUCACAUCCUGGACCAGUACCGCAAUGCCAGCAACCCUCUCGCUCACUACGACAUCACGGCCGAGGAGAUCCUGCAUCAGUGUGACGGGAGGCUGGACAUGCUGGUGGCGUCGGCGGGCACGGGGGGCACCAUCACGGGCAUCGCCAGGAAGCUGAAGGAGAAGUGCCCUGGAUGCAAGAUCAUUGGGGUGGACCCCGAAGGCUCCAUCCUCGCAGAGCCCGAGGGCCUGAACCAGACGGAGCAGACGGCCUACGAGGUGGAAGGGAUCGGCUACGACUUCAUCCCCACCGUGCUGGACCGGACGGUGGUGGACAGGUGGUUCAAGAGCAACGACGAGGAUGCCUUCGCCUUCGCCCGCAUGCUGAUCGCGCAGGAGGGGCUGCUGUGCGGCGGCAGUGCCGGCAGCGCCAUGUCGGUGGCCGUGAAGGCGGCCCGGGAGCUGAGGGAGGAGCAGCGCUGCGUGGUGAUCCUGCCGGACUCCGUGCGGAACUACAUGUCCAAGUUCCUGAGCGACAAGUGGAUGCUGCAGAAGGGCUUCAUGAAGGAGGAGGACCUCUUGGUGAAGAAGCCAUGGUGGUGGCACCUCCGAGUUCGGGAGCUGAGCCUGUCGGCCCCGCUGACGGUGCUGCCCACGGUCACCUGUGAGCACACCAUCGAGAUCCUCCGCGAGAAGGGCUUCGACCAGGCGCCCGUGGUGGACGAGUCGGGGGCGGUCCUGGGGACGGUGACCCUGGGGCACAUGCUGUCCUCCCUGCUCGCCGGGAAGGUUCAGCCAUCGGACCAGGUUCGGAAAGUCAUCUACAAGCAGUUCAAACAGAUCCACCUGACGGACCCUCUGGGCAAGCUCUCGCACAUCCUGGAGAUGGACCACUUCGCCCUGGUGGUCCACGAGCAGAUCCAGUACCACGGCCACGGGGAGUCCAGUAAGAGGCAGACGGUGUUCGGAGUUGUCACCGCCAUCGACCUCCUGAACUUCGUGGCCGCCCGCGAGCGGAACCAGGAGACGAAGUCAGGAAGUGGAGGUGCCGGGGCCGCGGCCCAGCUCUGACUACCCCCCAAGGUUGCGCGGCUGUUCUCUUUCGCUUUUUCAUA
Molecule: messenger RNA, 1745 nt
Organism: Kogia breviceps (pygmy sperm whale)
Lineage: Eukaryota; Metazoa; Chordata; Mammalia; Artiodactyla; Physeteridae
Gene: CBS
Product: cystathionine beta-synthase
Cellular component (GO): cytoplasm
Molecular function (GO): cystathionine beta-synthase activity
Source: RefSeq, a predicted model, not a curated record